ACCGCUCCCUAGCUGUCCAGCACCGGCGGCUAGACUGCGCAUGCGUUUCAGUAGCGCUAGCAGCGGACCCGGCAGCCAGUUCCUUCCUCGGAAGGAGAAAUUCUUCUGCCAUGGAGUCCUACGAUGUGAUCGCCAACCAGCCUGUUGUGAUCGACAACGGAUCUGGUGUGAUUAAAGCUGGUUUUGCUGGUGAUCAGAUCCCCAAAUACUGCUUUCCAAACUAUGUGGGCAGACCCAAGCACGUUCGUGUCAUGGCAGGAGCCCUCGAAGGCGACAUCUUCAUUGGCCCCAAAGCUGAGGAGCACCGAGGACUGCUCUCCAUCCGGUACCCCAUGGAGCAUGGCAUUGUCAAGGACUGGAAUGACAUGGAGCGCAUCUGGCAAUAUGUCUAUUCUAAGGACCAGCUACAGACUUUCUCAGAGGAGCAUCCUGUGCUCCUGACAGAAGCGCCUUUAAACCCGAGGAAAAACCGGGAACGAGCUGCUGAAGUUUUCUUUGAGACCUUCAAUGUGCCAGCCCUUUUCAUCUCCAUGCAAGCCGUGCUCAGCCUUUAUGCCACAGGCAGGACCACAGGUGUGGUGCUGGACUCUGGAGAUGGUGUCACCCAUGCUGUGCCCAUUUAUGAGGGUUUUGCCAUGCCCCACUCAAUCAUGCGUAUCGACAUCGCUGGCCGAGACGUCUCUCGCUUCCUUCGUCUCUACCUGCGUAAGGAGGGCUAUGAUUUCCACUCCUCCUCCGAGUUUGAGAUUGUCAAGGCCAUAAAAGAAAGAGCCUGCUACCUAUCCAUAAAUCCCCAGAAGGAUGAGACACUAGAGACGGAGAAGGCCCAGUACUACCUGCCUGACGGCAGCACCAUUGAGAUUGGUCCUUCCCGAUUCCGGGCACCUGAGCUGCUGUUCAGGCCAGACCUGAUUGGCGAGGAGAGUGAGGGCAUCCAUGAGGUGCUGGUGUUUGCCAUCCAGAAGUCUGACAUGGACCUGCGGCGCACACUUUUCUCUAACAUUGUCCUCUCGGGAGGCUCCACCCUGUUCAAAGGAUUUGGUGACAGGCUACUGAGUGAAGUGAAGAAACUGGCUCCGAAAGAUGUGAAGAUCAGGAUAUCUGCACCUCAGGAGAGACUGUAUUCCACAUGGAUUGGGGGCUCUAUCCUCGCCUCCCUGGACACCUUUAAGAAGAUGUGGGUCUCCAAGAAGGAAUACGAGGAAGACGGUGCCCGAUCCAUCCACAGGAAAACCUUCUAAUGUUGGGACAUCAUCUUCACCUCUCUCUGAAGUUAACUCCACUUUAAAACUCGCUUUCUUGAGUCGGA
Molecule: messenger RNA, 1309 nt
Organism: Pteropus alecto (black flying fox)
Lineage: Eukaryota; Metazoa; Chordata; Mammalia; Chiroptera; Pteropodidae
Gene: ACTR1A
Product: ARP1 actin related protein 1 homolog A
Exons: 11
Coding region: 111-1241 (376 amino acids)
Source: RefSeq, a predicted model, not a curated record